This is a messenger RNA of Xenia sp. Carnegie-2017, 1623 nucleotides long. RefSeq names its product delta-aminolevulinic acid dehydratase-like. Gene Ontology annotation, molecular function: zinc ion binding; porphobilinogen synthase activity. The record is from RefSeq and is a predicted model, not a curated record. The transcript has 12 exons. NCBI's taxonomy places the organism in Eukaryota, Metazoa, Cnidaria, Anthozoa, Malacalcyonacea, Xeniidae. Bases 271 to 1377 code for a protein of 368 amino acids. Gene Ontology annotation, cellular component: cytosol. Gene Ontology annotation, biological process: heme biosynthetic process.
UUUAGGUGGGGUCUUUCUAAAUCAUUCGGAAGAUCUCUUUGCAUAUUUGUAUUUCUAGGAGAGUUUAUCGCAGUAAAUUAUUAGCAGUCGAAGUUGUCCCUAACCCGCCCCAUUCCCCUGUAUCUCUAAAUAAUGAAAUGCUCAGACUGUCACAGUAAAUAUUUAGUGUCUAGAGGGUCAUACAUUUGUCGAAUUCUUUGAGGCCAAGCACAGGUAUUUCAUGAGGUUUGUGACUAUUCCGACAAUCUGUUUUCGUGUCAUAAAUGGUACAUGUACGGUACGGCUUGGUACCAUUUGUCACCAUGGGGACUGUGGGAGGGAGGUUCAUUGCAUCGUAUGGUGCACAAAUUUUGUUACAUAAUUUCCAAAUGUUACUAUUUACUAAUGGCCGACAAGUUACAAAGCGGAUUUCAUCAUAAACUGUUACGUGAAUGGCAGUCUAUGAACACAAGAAUUGACCGUUCAUGUUUGAUUUACCCAAUUUUUAUAAGCGAUAUCGAAAAUACACUGGAACCUAUUAAAACUUUGCCAGGUCAAUUUAGGAUUGGUACUAAUAAACUGAAAGAAUUCUUGCAACCUCUGGUCCAAAAAGGACUUUGCAGUGUUCUACUUUUUGGUGUUCCCACAAAACUGGUCAAGGACUUCAGGGGUUCCUGUGCUACAGAUCCAAGAAAUCCAGUUAUUGUUGGCAUUAAAACAAUACGAAAUGUAUUUCCGGACUUGCUUGUUCUUUGUGAUGUUUGCCUGUGUGCAUAUGCAGAUCAUGGGCAUUGUGGAAUACUAACUGAUGAUGGUUCCUUGGAUAGCGUGAAAAGUAACCAAAGAUUAGCAGAAAUAUCAGUCGAAUAUGCUAAGGCAGGGUGUCAUGUUAUUGCACCAUCAGAUAUGAACGAUGGUAGGAUUAGAGAAAUCAAGCAACAAUUGACGAAAAAUUCUUUCAGCGCAACGGUAUCCGUUAUGAGCUAUAGUGCCAAGUUUUGUUCAAAAUUUUAUGGUCCUUUUAGAGAUGCUGCCAAAAGUGCACCAUCCUUUGGUGAUCGUAGCCGCUAUCAACUGCCUCCUGGAUCAAUUGGGUUGGCAAUGAGAGCUGUGGAAAGAGAUGUAAAUGAAGGUGCUGAUAUGCUGAUGGUUAAACCAGGUCUUCCUUAUUUAGACGUUGUCUGUAAAACAAAAAUAAAGUAUCCCAAUCUGCCAUUAGCCAUUUAUCAAGUGUCUGGUGAGUAUGCAAUGAUAUAUCAUGGAAGUAUGGCUGGUGCCUUCAGCUUAAAGGAUAGUGUCUUGGAAACAUUGCAAUGUAUGAGAAGGGCAGGAGCUGACCUGAUUAUUACAUAUUUUGUACCCAUGCUUCUUGAGUGGAUGGAAGCUGAUGAAAAAUAAUGUAAAGUUGGCAAACCAUGAAAUAGUCGAUUACAUUUCAAGAAAUUUCGUAAUUCACCCAAAUACACUGUACUCUUAAAGGUAAUUCAAUUCUUUUGAAUAUCUUUUGAAUGACAUUCAUAAACAUUCACAACAAUGAAAAUAUUUAUAAAUAUUUUUACAAUUUUCACAUCUUUUUACAAUAUAAGAAAAGCUGUAUCGUUUAUUUUAUUUUUUCUUUAAUGUAAUAUUAAUGAGACAAUGUCA